Molecule: messenger RNA, 5347 nt
Organism: Diorhabda sublineata
Lineage: Eukaryota; Metazoa; Arthropoda; Insecta; Coleoptera; Chrysomelidae
Product: protein unc-93 homolog A
Exons: 12
Coding region: 244-2142 (632 amino acids)
Biological process (GO): regulation of potassium ion transport; regulation of muscle contraction
Cellular component (GO): plasma membrane; striated muscle dense body
Molecular function (GO): potassium channel regulator activity
Source: RefSeq, a predicted model, not a curated record
GGAAUCUGCUUUUAGUUUUGAUAUCAACACCGUGUCUGGAGUUUUAUUAUCGAAUUUAACUCUUAUUUAAUUAGUGGCUGAAAGUAUAAAAUGGGUGAUACUAAUAAGUGAAAAUAUUGGUUCAAAAAAAUGACUCGAAAGUUUGGAAAGAAGCGGAAUUCUAAAGUGUCGAUACAAAACGAUUUUAUAUGAUUAUUUAAAGAUCUACUAUGUAAUGAGUGCAGAUGUAGAACUUUCCACAAAAUGGGGAGCCUACCGAAUUUGCACGAGCUUGGAAGGUCUCAAGGAGGAGAAUCGGGCUACAGACCAGGGCCUGCUCUUGGUCAUUUGUGUGGUGGGUGUACUAAUGCCCUUACAGAAAUGGAAAGAACGAAAAUUUUACAUAGAUUUUCCGGCCAUAAUAGAAUUACUAAAGCCAGAAGUGAUCCACAAGACCCUCAUAAGAUAGUAUAUGAUGAAGUGACAGUGGAGGGAAUAAGGCGAAGGGAUUCAGUCAACAGUUCCAUUGGUGCUACAUCUGUUAGAAGACUCUUGGCUGUAGUGAGAGGAGGAAACCAAAGUGGUCACAUCGGUCGACAUGAAUGUCCACUUUACACGAAGAGGAUACUGAUAGCAAAUUUGAUAGUAAUAUGUUUCAGUCAUUUAUUUUCGUCGGUACCGUUGUUGUCGUUUUUGGUACUACAAAGCUCUGUUACGGUAUGGUACGAUUCAUCUGUUUCAGAAAUAAACGCGUACCGAGGAUCUUAUUUGGUAGCUGGUAGUUUCCUGAUAGCGACUAUAAUGACUUUGCUAUCGCCAUGUAUAUUGAGAAUACUCAGUCCCGGUACCACUGCUGCCUUUUGCCACGGUUUAAUGAUGAUUUUCUAUCUCUCUCACAUGUACAACACCGUAUUCGUGACAAUCCCAGCUUAUAUUUUACUAGGAAUAGUACAGGGUGUACUGUAUUGCGCCAAUAUAUCUUUUCUUCUUAUUCUGUCACAUAAAAUCACCGGAUUGUUUCACGAGGAAGACGAUGAUGGAAGAAUAACCAGAAGAACCGUCAUUAUUCGUAGAACAGCGAGGGCGUUUCAGGGCUCACAUGAUAUUGGGCUUAUGUUGGGGUCUUUAUUAUCAGCAAUGAUUAUAAGUCACACUUUUCGCUUGAACAAUACCAAUGUUCUUGUGUAUACAAAUUCUACUGUCGAAUCUAAUAUUUGUACUUAUAACACCAGUUACCAACUACCAUACUGCCAAAAUAGCACAGAUUACAGUUCUUCCAAUCUUUAUGAUUCUAAUAGUAUUUUGGACGACAUUUUUGAUAAAUCGGAAGAUGGAAGACUGUGCGGUGCCCAGGCGUGUCCAGUUAGUAGUUCUUCAUUGAAUUCAUCAUCUAUAAUAGAAUCAGGAUUUAGGAUUUUACCCGAACAUACAACAAACAUUUUAGUGACAGUUUAUGGGAUAAUGUGUGGGGUAGCAAUGGUUUUAGCUAUCUUUGGAUUGGACACUAGAAGACAAGUUAUAUAUCAGAAUUCUAUGGACAAGGGAAGUAUAUUGGUAGCUUUAAGGGCAGUAAAGGAGAGCUUUAGAGAUAUAAGACUGCAAAUGGCUGCACCGUUAGCUGUUUUCAUAGGAAUUGAACAAGCUUUCAUGUAUGCUAGUUUCAGCAAGUCUUACGUUGUUUGCACUUUAGGAAUAAAUAGACUGAAUUUUGUUUUUUUGGGAAUGGGGUUGCUACAAUCAGUAGCAGCUUGUACGCUCAGCAUGCUGCUGAGAUCUGUCCGAAGAUAUUACGUUGUGGGUGUUGGUUUCGCGUUUCAUGGUUGUCUUUUUAUGGUUCUUAUCGUGUUAAAACCUAGCGAAGAUGACCCAGCUAUCUUCUAUGUGAUAUCGGCUGCCUGGGGAGUGUGUAAUGCCACGUGGGAAAUGCUCAGUUUCACUUUCCUAACUGGACAUUAUGCCGAUCACUGGGAAGCCCCUUUUAUCAAUACGGCCUUUUUCAAGUUUUCGGGACUGUCUCUAUCGUUUUUUCUCCACGGUUUCCUCUGUAACAUAUGGAAAUUGUACUCUAUAGCUUUCCUCAUGGUUAUAGCUGUAGUUUUUUUUGCUUGGCUGGAAAUAUGGUUGGAAAACGUGAGAAAAGUGAAGAAUAUAUCUAGAUUAUGACCUAGACUAAGCUUUUGGUAAUACAUAGCGAACAUAUCAGCAAGGUUCAGAAUUCUUUUUAAUCAGUGAUACAUUAUCUGAUUAAAUCAAAAACUCUGAGGAAUUUCAUAUAAAAUUUAUUUUAUAUUUCGGAAACUAUGAUCUGAAUGAUUAAAAUUAUCCUAUUCCGAAUAGUUCAAACAAAAUAAUGCAUUUGAGGUUAUAGUUCUUCCAAUAUCAAUAGCAAAAACAAUGGAGAGGAUGCGUCCACGUGGAAUGACGGUUUGUUAGAUGCUUACGGAAUUUUAUACGGGGAGUAAAAUUAUUUUUCAUUUCUUAAAUUGAUAUGACUGCCGUGCGUAUUUAUGAAAUAUUGAUUGUUCCUCGCAUAACUGUCUUCUGCAAUUAAUAUCGGAAGAACUAUAACGGUUGUUGUAUCAUCUUACUCUACCGCCAUUUAUCAUCGAUUCUACGAGGCAUAUUUUUUAAGUAAGUACCGUUUUGGAAUUAAAAAAGGAAGUGCAAAGAUAUCGCAAUAAUUUUAUUUUUACAUGAAAGCCUGUACCUUAAUCUACUUUUCUACAUAAUUUCCGUGAAUAUUGAGGCACUUGUCAUAACGUGGCAACAGUUUUUGAAUACCCUCUUCAUAAAAUUCUGCCGCCUGACUUCUUGUUAACCACUGUAUCACAACUGUUUUUUUAACUUCGUUAUCGUCUUGAAGACGCUGACCGCCCAGGUGCUUCUUCAAGUGCAGGAACAAAUGGUGGGCUGGGCGCCAGAUUAGGGCUGUAGUGAGGAUGAUCUAGAAUUUCCCAUUGAAAAGAUUUGUUCAGAUCUUUGGUCCGAUUAACCACAUGUGGACGGGCAUUGUCAUUCAGCAAAACGAUACCUUUACUCAACUUGCCACGUCUUUUGUUCUGGAUUGCACGACGCAGAUUGUUCAAUGUCUCACAAUAAGACCCAUGAUUUUUCGGGCAGAAAUUUUUUGCUUAAACUUUUUUGGGUGAUGAUGAAUGUCGCCAUUCCAUGGAUUGUUGUUUCGAUUCUGGUGUGACAUAGGCCACCCAGCCAUGUUUCGUCCCCAGUAACAAUUUGGUCUAAAAAAUCUUCACCUUCAUUGUGCUACCACUCAAGGAAAGUCAAUGCACUGUCUAAGCGUUGGGUUUUGUGCAAAGCUGUCAACAUUUUUUGGAACCCAACGUGAACACAAUUUAUGGUAUUCCAAGUUCUCCGUCACAAUGCGAUACAAAACACUACGAGAAUAUUGAGGAAAGUACUCGCACAAUGAUGAAAUUGUAAAGCGUCUGUUUUCAUUCACCUUUUCGACCACUUUUUGCACCAAAUCUUCAUUAACGACCGAAGGACGCCCACUCCGUUCUUCAUUUCCUUACCAUUCCAUCACUCAUAAUGUUUUGUCCGUAAACUUCACAGAUCUCACCAUGAAUAUCGAUUGGUAUUACGCUUUAACACUAAGAAAUCGUAUAACAGCUCGUACUCCACAAUCGGCGGGAUUCACGAUUGUCGGAGGCAUCUUAAACACUCAGUAAAUAACGUACAUAAUGAAGAAUCAGACUGUAAUGGCGUAGACCUUGGGGUUGCGCCGACGGAAUCGCAAAACGGUACUUACUUAAAAAAUAUGCCUCGUACUUUGUUCCAUGUGGGAUAUUAGAAAUCAUAUCCCAAUCCACCAGUUCGCCAACACACAAUUCUGCCACAAUGAUCCCGAUCCAGUUUACUAAUCGAAGUAUUAUAUCAGGUGAUUGGUUAUUUCGUUUUCGAGUUACUUAGGCUUGCAGUUGAAUGUAAAAGCCUUGUACUUGGGUAAAUAACGGCUCAAUAACAAUUAUUUAAUAUCUAGAAUCAAUCAUACAACUGAAUAAAGAUCUAUAAACAUUAAAUAUCGUGAAAAAUUACUUUCAUUAAAAUAUCGUUCUCGUUUAGGAUUCGCUAUUAGCUAAUAGAUGUUUCAGGAUCAUAUAUAGAGCAAAAAGAUCACGUUGACCCAUGGCUUAACAACUUUCUUAAUAUUGUUAGCUCUAUCUUUUUUACUAAAUUUUUCCAUUUGAUCCCGUCUUGCCUCUUGCCCUUAUUUAUUCAUAACAAACUUUUUUAUAUCUAACUUUACGUCUUCUAUCCAUUUAUUCUUUGGUAUUCCUAAUUUGUCUUUUCUCCUUUCCCUACCUUUUAUAAAUAAAUUUCUUGCAAAAUUUAUUUAUAAAAAUCCUUACAUCUCAAAUUGAAUUCUACAACCAAUAUUUUGGCAACAGUGUCAACAUACGUUUUUCGUCCGUUGCUGACCUAUUAAGAAAGCUCUUUCAACGUUUGCGUUAUUUGGAAUAAACAAAGUAAUACUGACAACUUGUUAGGAAUUCUGAAACACAAUAUUGACUUAUUAUUGAUUUAAAAUAGGCUACUCAUUUUUUAUGAGCUAUCGUUCAACGUUCUUUUUGUUAGUGAUUAGAAAACGAGCGACGGGCGGCACUUGGGCCUGCAUGAGCGACCGAUAUUCGAUUCUCGUCGCUUGCGCUCGACCAAGCUCGUUUGCGAAAUGUAAAAAGCCUUACAAAAGGCCUAUCUAUGUCCGGCUUUAUCCGGACGUCUGGCCACGUUAGUCCCAACAAUAACUCUUUGUGCACUUGAGCAAACGAUUAUUAUUUUUACAUCCGUUCUUCUCCAGACUCCUUCAUCAGAAUGAAUUUCUCCACAAAUAUUUUUCUCUCCCACAUUUUCAAUUUAUUGGCAGCCUCUUUCAAUAACAUCCAUAGCUCGAAGCAGUUGGCCGAAAAACUGUUAUAUAAUCUGUAGUUUUCACUUAUCUUGAUAAGAUUUGGAAUUUUACACUGCAGUUUUCUGUUUGCUUUCCUUUCAAAUUCUUUUUCCCAUCCCCUGAAAUCCUGUUUUUUUUUAUUUGUAGUUGUUACCCCCAGAUAUUCAAAUUAGAUCACCUCUUCAAGUAUUCUUCUUCUUUUUCCUUUUGCUGAUCCAGAGGAUCAUAGUUUCCAAAAAAUCUUGUGGUAAUUUAUUUUUCAUUUUAAUCUGUCAUUCUAAUAAUUAUAACACUAACAACUAUCUGUGAGAUAAAAAUGAUAAAAUGUUGUAAUUUAAUUCUGGAAGAGAUAUACGUAUUUUUCUGAUGGUUGAAGCACACAUUUUCUACUGUCUGCUAGUAUUUCACAUUGAAUAACUUGUAAACACAUUUUGGAACUAUUAAAAAUAUUAUAAAUGA